UGCCAACUCCAGGCUACAAGCCGCGCUACUUACCGUUUCGCCUCUCUCACAGCCCCGAGUGCCUCUUCCCUUCACUCGGCAGGGUGUUUAAGAAACGGCCCUGAGGACCCAAGGAAAAUCAAGGUGAUGUCUUCCCCCAGACUCAUCCCCACCUGGAAGGAUUUUAGCUACCUCAUAAAUGACAUCAUACAAAAAAGCAAGGAAUCUUUAGAUGACUCAAAGAGUGAAACAGUUGUGUUAAGUGACCGGUCCCAGACACUAUUCAAAGAAUCUCGACAUCCUCUAAAUAUGCCACUUAUAUGCCAUUACUUCUGUGAUGCCGACUUCUUUGCCUCCCUCUCCUGGAUGACACCCCACACAAAAGAAAUACAGGCUAUAGUGUGGACGAAGAGCAAAUCUGAGGACAUGGUUGAGAAGAGAGCUUUCUCCAUGACCGAGCGACUGCCACCCAUCCAGUCAAUGGCGCACACAGGUUCCUUCCAUAUCCUUGUGGCCUACUGUGGUGACAUGAUCCUGCGCCUCUUCGGGGACCACUUUCGGGCGUUCAAACCCCUAGCCACUGUGCCCUGCCGCUUCAACAUCAACUGUCUCUGCUAUGACUCAGAAAUGAAGAUGCUUCUGUCUGGCACCCGGGGGUCAGUGGUCAGCUGGGUCAUUGAUCAAAGUGGCAAGGGCCUGCAGAUGGCUCACACGAUUUCCAUGCCUGGUGAUGAGCUUGUCCAGGACAUCGUGCUGAAUGGCCCCAACGGCUCCCUUCUAGCCCUGUGUGAGACUGUGGUGAGAGCCCUUGCGCGCCAGGGCCAGGGCAGGCUGGGAGAGGUGAAGAAGUUCAUGUCCACCAGGAGUGGCUCCUCUAUCACCUGCUGCUUCACCUCCUUGGAUAAGGGUUUUCUCUAUGCUGGAAACAAGGCUGGGGAAAUCCAAGUAUGGAACCUCAGUCACAGCCACGCCCUCCACAAUUUCAAGGCGCACUCCUCAUCUGUGGUUUGUAUCCGCAGCCGGUCCGAGGCCAACACCCUGCUAACAGCCGGCCAGGAAGGCUUGAUGAAGGAGUGGAACCUUACUUCAGGGACCCUGCUUCGGCGACUAGAACUUGGUGAGGAGCUGUACCGCCUCCAGUUUAUUGAUGACACUACCUUCUUCUGCCAAAGUACCCAUACGUUUUCCUUGUACCGUCUACCCUGCUUCUAUAAUCUCUUCCACGUCUGUGGGUCUGCUCCCCAGCAGGUGCAUCGGGUCUGCUGUGGCGAUAACUGGUACAGGAUCCUGUGCAUUACAGAAGAUGGCCUGUUGCGCUUUGUGUCCCCAUUAACAGGGGAUCUUCUGCUUUUCACCUGGCCCCUCUCCAUCCUGGACGAGGCUGUGGAUUGGGCCUAUGACCCGCGUAAAGAGGAGCUCUUUGUGGCAACGGGCAGCACAGACGUGCUGGUGUUUGACACAACCCGCUGUCCUUGCCUAGCCAAAUAUCUUUUAUGCACCUCACCAAAUCCUCAGGACUUUGUACACUGCCUGGCUUACGGGCAUUUCCACCUGGGGCGAGGGAUAGAAGGACUGAUAUUCUCUGGGCACCAGAGUGGUAUAAUAAGAGUGCUUUCUCAGCAUAGCUGUGCCCGAAUAGAGAAAUUCAUACACUAUGGGGCUGUACUGGCACUCUCUACGCUGUCUGCGAGGCUUCUGAGUGGCCGGGAAAACUCUUUGCUGUGUUCCUAUGGGAUGGAUGACUAUAUACACUUAUCAGAAGUUGUGCUUGAUGGGAGCAAAGUACAACUGCAGCUCCUUGCAAGCAUUCUCAGCAGCUGUCCCCUAAAACAACUGGUACUCUUGCCCAACUCUGUGGGUGCCAUCACAGAAACCAACUGCCUGCGUCUCUGGAAGUUCCAUGAUUUUAUGUCCUAUGGGUCAGAUGUAGGCUCAAAAUUCAUAGAGACCUUGCCUCUGCACCAGUGUACCAUCACAUCCUUUGACGUCUGCUUGUCUUUGAGUGUUUUUGUCACAGCUGGUAGUGAUGGCUCUGUCCGGAUCUGGGACUUCCACGGCAGACUCAUAGCCAGGCUGGACUCAUCACUGCACUUUGGCCCGCUCUGCUUUGCAAAUGACAGGGGUGACCUGCUUGUGACUUUCAAUCAGGGUCUUUAUCUGGUAUCCUGUUUAAAACUGCUUCCCCCUACCCUGCUUUCUCUCCUUUCCUUAAGGAGUAUGACGGAUGAAGUGCUAGAGGCCCCCAAGCCUUUCACGCCAAGCUUCUUUCUGUCUUUUGAGACUAUGCUUUUGCCCAAGUAUAUGUACUUUGGUCAAGGGAAACAGGAAUUAGUGGGUCUGCAGAGCACUGUCAAUAAGCGAGCCAUUGCCUUUGACCAUUCUGUGCCACACGUCAUAGAAGAAGAUGAGGAUGGGAGUCCUGUGUUACUGGGUACCGUCAAAUUCAGAAAGGCGGAGCCGGUGAGCAAGCCUCCCCAUCACCAUUACGUGGUUCCUCCUCAGUUACAACUGACUUACUGGGAUGGACUCAACCCUUACGAGAUACUGAGAUGCUACUUUGGUUAUGGGCGGGAAUGGUUCCUUGCCCCUGAUUGCUACAUCCCCAACUCAGUGAUUCGUGCUCGUCUUUGGCCAGAGGGCAGCCCAAUACAUCUACAGUGCAACCUGCACCCACCCCAGCGGGAACUGGAAUGGGAAAUGUCUGAACCCUUUUUCUGGCACAGAAGGGUAAGAACUUUAAGUAAAGCACAAGAAUAUGAAGAGAAGGAGGAUGACAGCUUCCUAGAAACGAGAAAAUCCAAGGAUGGAACCUACAGUGUCCUUAUGGACUCAGCAAACCGCAGUUGGCUGGGCAGAAAAAUGAGUGAAAUAGCUAUUAGUAACCUAGUUGAGACGAUCCUCCAUAUUAUGAUUCAUGCUUCCCCACUGAAGUACCAGCGCUGUAUUGGCGCACUAGGGCAGAUCUUUGCGUCUUACCAAGUGUCUCCAUCCCUGCGCUCUGAGACUGCCCACCGUCUGCUGGAUGAUACAACCAAUUCCAACCCACUGAUCCGAGAGCUAGCCUGGGAAGGGCUGAAGCGUCUAGGAAUGGUCACUCAUCUCUUUGCCUUGCCUCUGGCCCAAGGGUUAAUGGAUAAGGAUGAAAGAGUGAGGAAUAAGGCCCUCGAAAUCAUACCUGAGACUGGAAUCCACUCUAGGACCUCACUCUUAAACUUGAUCCAGGGACAAGACACUUUCCAGGAGAUCCAGCAAGAGAUGAUUGGGGACGAAUCCCUGGACCACCUGCUGGGGAUGCGGCCCACAGAUCUGCAAAUCCUUUUCACUCAGGUGCAGCAGCGAUUGAAUGAAAACUUGACCUUGUCACAAGAAGAUAGAAAGCCCCAAUUUUCUUUACAUGUCCCAAGAGCUUCUAUACCUAUGUCCCCCUCCAUACAACCUGCCACUGUUCCUGAAGAAUCUGAAGUCAAGCGUAGCAAAGUCCAAAGACGGACCCGAGCAGGGGGCAAAAAGCAUGCCCAAAAAAUGUCACGAGGUCUCAGAAGGGUGAAAGAGGGAGACUCUAAACAGAUGAGCACAGAGCCAGGCCCCAUAGAGGUUGAGACCAAAGAAGAGAGUGAAACUGUGCCACUUGAGAUGGAGGACACAACCUUCCAUGCCAGAUCUUCAACUGAUAGUUUAAAGGGCCUUGAAGAUGUUGAACUUUCCGAGAUAGCUGUCCCAGAGAGUCACAUUGCUCAGACCCUAAAGGUGUUAAAGAAAACGCAUGAUACAAGACACAAGAAAGCUACAGCUCAGAAACCAAUAAAGAGGCAUAAGAAAAGAAAAGAAGAAAAAGUUUUAAUUGAGGAAGCUUUGCCUACUAUAAUAGAAGAACCAGUUAGGAAAAAGCCUGAACUUCAGAGGCGGGGUGCUUCUGGAGUGCCUGGCUAUAGGGCUAGAGAUGAUACCUCAUGGCGGAAGGCUGUAUGUCGUCUUAUGACCCUGAGGAUAGCUGGUUCCCAAAAACAAAUGGCAAAAGAUCUAAACACUGAGUUAGUGACUACAGCUCAGGAGAUUCUGGCAGAUCGGCGCCCCAGCUGGGAACUCUUUCAGAAGAUCUGCCCCGUGUUGAAGAAAGAAAGCAAGGAUAUGCUUGAGGACCUUGCCAAGGAUGUAGCUGAGGACCUUGCCAAGGAUGUAGCUGAGGACCUUGACAGGGAUAUAGUUUGGCCAGAGGAGAAACCAAGUUUUAUCCAUGAAGAAGCAAUUAGAGAGGACAUGGUUAUCAGAGACAAGAAAGAGAUACCGGUGGAGCAAGAAGAGCAAGUGCAAAAGGAAGAAAGGGACAUGCAGGGCUUGCAGGAAGUGGUUCCAAAAAGAGGCAAGAAAAAGCAAGUUAUUUUUUUAGAACCAAGUGACCUAACUAAGAAAAAACAAAAGUCAAAGGAGGAAGAAAAGAAAUCCCCUAAGAAGAUAUCUAAGGAAGAGAGGAAAACAGUGCAGGAGAAAAGUAAAAUAGGUAAAAAAGGGAGGAAAAUGACCAAAAAGGAGGAGGAGGAUACAAGCAAGGAAGGAGAGGAAAUGACAAAAGCAGAAGAGGAAGUGAUUGAAAAAGAAGAAAAAUCAUUUAUUGCUGAAGUAAUGCUGUCUUGGCAGGAGUGGAAAAACUCAUGGGAUCAGUGGAAACAGGCCCAUGAUGAGACAAGAAUAUCAUGGGAAGAAUGGAAGCAAGAAUGGGAGAGAAGGCGUGUUGAGGCAGAGAAGGAACUACCCAAGACUAAAGAGAAGCUAUUCUUAGAGGAGGGAAUGCAGGAAGGGGAAAAAAGGAAGCUGAAAUGGGAUGAGUGGAGACAGCUCUGGGAAAAUAUAUUGUCAUCCAGGUCCAAGGAUGAGAAAGAACUCAUUCUAGAGGAAGACUUAUUUAAAGAGUGGGAGGAAAUAUCUAAGGAAUUGAAACAAGAAGGAGAAGGAGAAGAAGAGGAAGGAGAAGAAGAAGAAUAUGAAAAACAUGAGCUGCUCACAGAAGAGCAAAGACAGAUCCAGGAAGAGCACAUAAAGGUCAGGAGUCAGAGAAAAGAAGCCCGACAUAAAAGACAACAAGCCAAAGACGAGAAAAAACUAGCACAAGAAGAAGAGAAACUUGCACAAGAAGAGAGAAAGCUGGCUCAGGAAGAGAGAAAACUGGCCCAAGAAUAUGUGAAAAUAUCCCUGAAAGAUGAGAAAAUGGCCAAGGCAGAGAGUAAGUUUGCCCAGAAAGAGGAAAAAUUGGCUCAGAGAGAGGAGGCACUAAGCCAUAAAGUGGAGCGACUGGCCCACAAGAGAAAGAAAUUGGCCAAGAAAUUGGAGAAAACUGCCCACGAAGAAGAGAAACUAGCAAAGAAAAAAGAGAAAGCAAUUGUGGUAAAAAAAAUAUUGGCUGAGAAAGCAGAAACAUUGAAACAGAAGGAACAAAGUCUAGAAUGGCAAGAAAAUGAGCUGGCUGAGGAACUAGAGGAGCUGGAAAGGAACAUGAAAGACCUGGCUUCAAAAGAAGUUGAGCUGAACCAGGAACAAGAGAGACUGGUUAAGGAAAAGGAGGAACUGGCUGAGGAAGAGAAGAUACUGGCCUCGCAAGAGGAGAAUCUGGCUAAGAAAGAGAAAUCACUGGCCCAGGAAGAAGAGCUGCUGGUGCAGGAAGAAGAGAAUCUGGCUCAGGACAAGGAAAAAAACCCCCAGGAAGUAAGAAGAUUGGUUCAGAAAAGGCAGAAACUGACAGAGAACAAAGAGAAAUUGGCCCAGGAAAGGGAAAAACUGGUUCAGAAGAGGAAAGAACUCACACAGAAGAAGGAGAGACUGGCCCAACAGGAAGAGAAUCUGGCUCAGAAGUGGAAGAAUUUGGCUCAGGAGAAGGAAAAACUGGCUCAGAGGAAAGAGCAUCUCCAUCAUAUCAAAGAAGAACUCCUGCAGGAGAGAGAGCAAUUAGCUCAGGCAAAGAAGAAAAUAGAUAUGCACAAGGAGACACUGGUUCAGGUAGAAGAGAAGCUGAAGCAGGGGAGGGAGGUAGUGGUGAAGAAAAAGGAGAAGCUGGAUGCUAUACAGAAGGAACUGGUUCAAGCAGGUGGGACUCUGGCUAGAAACCAGGAGAAAGUGGCCCAGAAAAAAAUGCAAUUAUCUGUGGCAAAGAAGGCAGUGCUCCAAGGAAGGAAAAUGCUCAGAGAUGAGCUGGAUGUGGCUAAGGAAGAAAAGGCAUUGGACAUGGAAAUGGAGAGGCUGGCCCAAAAGAAGAUGAGAUUGGACAAGGAGCUAGAAAUUCUCUCCAAGGGACGGACUCAAGAAAGCCCAGAAAAACCAAAACUGACUAAACAAGAAAUAGACCUAAUGAAGAAGAGAUUGUCACUACAGGAGAAGAUAUUAAGAUAUAAAUAUAGGAUUCUGGCCACAGAGGAAAAAGAUAUUGCCAAAGGAAAACUGGAAUUUACUAGUGGACAGAGGGCAUAUGCAAAAGAAGAGAGGAAGUUAGCUAAAAUUAUAAGGAAAUUGGUUAAAGAGGAGGAGGACAUUUUUACAGAGCCAACAAAAAUGAGCAGUGUUACAAAGGUACUUCAAAAACUAAUCAGUGAUGAAAGGAAAAUAACCCAGGAAGAAAUAAAGAUGACAAAGAUGAAGCGGUCACUCAUUGUCAAAGAGAGCAGACUGAGCAAGGAACAGAGCAGACUUGAUAUCAAAGAGUUGGAUAUUACUGAGCAAGAAUCAGAAUUGGCCACAGAAGAAGAGCAACUGGCUAAGCAGCAGAGAAAAUUGGCCAAGAAAAUGAGAAAUAUUACAAAGCAAGAAGAAAAAAUGGCUGAGGAAGAAAGUAGAUUGGCCAAGGAACAGAGAGAAGUCAUACAAGCUAUAGAAGAAGAAGAAAAAAUAGAGGAAGAGAAAAUCCCGUUUCUUAAAAGGAGGUGGAGAAAAAGAGAAAAGUCAAAAGAAAUUGAUACUCUAAAGGGAAAGUUCUACAGAGAAGUGGAUGAGACGGAAAGUGAAGAGAGCAUUUCUAAGGACAUAGAAAGCCUGCUAGAAGAGGUAGAGCAAGAGAGUUUGUCUGAUGAGGAGGAGAAGGAAGAAGAGGAGGAAGAGGAAGAGGAGGGGGAGAAAAAGGGGGAGGAAGAGGAGGAAGAGGAGGAAGAGGAAGAAGAGGAAGAAGAGAUGGAAAUGGAGGAAGAGGAAGAGGAAGAGGAAAAGAAGGCAGAGAGGGGGAAAAAGAAGGAAGAGAAGAGGAAGGAAAAGGAAGAGAAGAGGAAGACAAAAAAGAAAGUGGAAGAGGAGGAUGAAGGUUCCAAGGAAGAGGAAGAAAGCAUGAGUGAGGAGGAGCUGGAAAGUUCAAGUGAGACAGAAGAGGAGAGAAGUUCAGUAGAACUGGGCAAGGAAGAAGGCAUCUUAAAAAAAGAAAAACUAUUUCAGCUACAGGAAGAAAGAAGAAAGGACCUACAAAGAAGGAAAAUGGUCCCUUUUAUUGGAGAAAGACCCAUUGGGGUCAAAGGCAGUGGUAUAAAACUGGGAGUUCUAAAAGUCCCUUCCAGACAACCAAUCUCAGUACAUGUGGGUAUGGGAGGGAAGAUACAAAUGCCACUGCCAGUUACACAAACAUUCUUGGAAGAAAAAACCACAGCACUCCAGAUAUGGAGUAUAUCCUCAAAGGUACAGUUGAAGGAUAAAGAAAGAGAACUGUUUGAAAAAUGGAAAGACAUGCCUCUACCCGUGCUGGAUACAAUUUCAGUGUCCCAAGAGCAGGACAUGAAGACACCAUUCAUGUCCGGCAUAUUCAGGAAAACCAUGGAGGCUCGCAAACUCAAACACAGACUCCCAGAUGCCAGGUGGAAGUGGCUUUUGCAGCAGCAUCCAUCUCUGAUAGGAUACAGUAAGAUACAACCCCCUGUUGCCCGGAUCCUGGAUGACAAACAACAUCUAGAGGUACAGGUAAGCCUCUCAGACACGGAGUGGAUCCACCAGGUCCUAGAACAGAUGGAAGCAGGGGAACAGCUUUCCAGAGACAGCUUCCACAGAUUGUGUCAGCUCCUCAAAGACUUGACUUCAGAGGGAAACUUAGAGUGGCUACGUCCAGCCACACUCAGAACCAUUGUGCACCAUCACUUGCAGGCUCUGCAGUCACAAAGCACAAGGGCCACGCAGCCCAGCAGGGAAUUCAUGACUCUGAAACACCGGAAAGUGAUUCCUCCUAUAAAAGGAAAGGAAAAGGAAAGUUGGCUAAAAUCUUUGACUGUUCCCACACCAAAGUUCCCAUUAGCUGCCCAGAUGAUUACAGACCCAAAGGCUACAAACUGGCAUCUUCUAGGUGAGCCUUACAUGAGUGCACAGAUACAGCAGUUAUCCAAUGCUGUCAAAGAAAUGGAGAUACGACAUUUUUAUCCUGUCAGAAGAGACCUUUUCACAGGUGCCCAUGCCUCUGUGGACAAACAAACCCUGGCACUAAUGUUUCAGAAGGACCUUAGGGCUUUUAAGGGUAAAGACAGGUUUCCUAAAUUGUCCAAGUUGCAGAAGAAACAGCCUAUCUCACAAAAGAAGGAAAAGGUACCUCCAUGGGAGACAUUUGUGGUACUGUACCAUGUUUUGCGGACGCUGCAACAGCGAUAUGCUAAAGACACUGCUGCUUGGAUGGAACAGUUCCAUCAGCUCAUGGACUUGUACCAGCUCAAGUCCCCCAGAAUCCAGAGGCUGCUACAAGAUCUGCUACUGACAGAGGAAACUCAGCCUGAACAGAUCAUCUAUAAAGAGGCCCUGCCACCCACAGAGCUAGUACCUGGGGAACGGGUGUUCUACUGCCUGGUUUGUGGUGGCUCUCAUACCCCAAGCACUCUGGGGUUCCAGGAUGUGGUAGCCCUUCCUGGACAGAAUAAGGUGCACACCUUCCUUCCUGUAGGUAUUGCCAAAUACGGAAUCUUAGAACUUGCCUGGAAGAGCCUGCCCCAAGCUGAUACUUGCCUCACCAAGGAAUUUCCCCACAUCAUUGCCACCACUCCCAAAUUUGGGACUGGCUAGAGGUCAAAACUUUUCAUUCUCAACUGGAGAAAGCUCUGCUCAUCAGAAUCUAGAUCUUCAUCUCUAGGGGCCAGAUCAAAGCCCCUUUUCUACCCAGCUCUGGAAACCUGUUUCUGUAUGUGAAUAAAAGGGAGGUUCUUUUUUUGCAACAA
Chinchilla lanigera (long-tailed chinchilla) is the source of this 9131-nucleotide messenger RNA. Its product is annotated as WD repeat-containing protein 87-like. Gene Ontology annotation, molecular function: protein binding. The record is from RefSeq and is a predicted model, not a curated record. The transcript has 6 exons. Bases 127 to 8979 code for a protein of 2950 amino acids. Lineage: Eukaryota; Metazoa; Chordata; Mammalia; Rodentia; Chinchillidae.